AUGUCAAGGGCCAGAAAAUUAGCCGGAAUACAGGAACCUGACAUAUCACAUGAUAAAAAUGAUAAAAAUUAUCAAAAAGUUGAUGAUUCUUUAAUUAAAAAAAAGCCAUUGAAACUUGCAUCAAUAGAAAUAAAACCAUCACCAAAAUUAUUACCAAAUGAUAUUAAUAACGCUGGAAAUUAUAACGUUGAUAUUAAUAAUAUUAAUGAAGAAGGAGAAGAAGGAAAACAAAAAUUAUCUAGACUUAAAGAACUUGGAGGAACUAAAAGGAAAAGAACGGUUCCGCCAGAAAUAAUAAAAUCUGUAUUAAAUAAUAUGUUUAGUCUUCCUAAUCAACCUAAUCAACCUAUACAUCAAAAAUUAAAAAUGACAAGACAAGAAGAAACAUUAGACCCUUUAAUUGUGGAGCAUUUAAAAACAUUAGUUUUUGAUCAAGCGCCUUUACCUUCUAUUAAAGAACCAAUUGAAACUAAAGAAUCUGGACACAUGUCUUUACCUUCUGAUAGAGAAACAAUGGAAACAAAAGAAUCUGAACAAGUUUCUUUACUUUCUAAUAGAGAAACAAUGGAAAAUAAAGAAUCUGAACAAGUUUCUUUACUUUCUAAUAUAGAAACAAUGGAAACCAAGGGAAAAAAUGAAAAUGAAAAUGAAUUAUUAAAGAUUAAUGAAUUAGAAAAUUAUGAACAAGAUUCUUUACAGCAACAAAAGACCACUAACGCUGCACAAGUUGAUAAACCAAAGAGGAGUAAACGCAUGUCACCAUUGUUUAUUCAACCUGCAGUGAAAUUACCAAAAAUUAUGGGGAAAUUUGAACAACCCAAUAAUCCCAAGUUAUUAAAAAUUUCAGUGAUAGGAACACCUAAUGCUGGUAAAUCGACUUUAUUGAACUCUUUAUUGGGCGAAACUGUAUCAGUAGUAUCAGAUAAAGCUCAUACAACCCGAGAAAGAAUUUUAGCAGUAUUAACGGAAAAAAAUACACAAAUAAUAUUUUUGGAUACACCUGGCACAAUUACUGGCCGAAAUAAAGCUAGAUUAAAUCGUGGAGUUGUAAACGCGUCAUGGCAAUCUUUACUUGAAGUUGAUCAUGUUUUAGUAAUAAUAGAUGCAUUUAGAGCAGCAAAUCAUACUACUUACAAUGAAGAAUGUUUACUUAAAAGAUUAAAAGAUUAUGAAUUACCUGCUACCUUGAUAUUAAAUAAGAUUGAUUUAUUGCCACAAGCAAAGAAUUCAAAUAUAAUACAAAAUUUAUUUAGAAAAUUCAAAGUUCAAUAUCCAUACUUCAAAGAUUUUGUUAGUAUUUCUGCAUUACAAAAGCAAGGAGUAGAUAAAUUGAAGGAAAUUCUAUUUACUUAUUCACGUGAUCAAGAAUGGGUAUAUCCUUCAGGAAUCAAAACUGAGAUGGCGGAUUUAAGAAGAGUCGAAGAUUUAAUUAGAGCGGAGUUAUUAACUGCUUUACGUAGUUAUUUACCUUAUUCUAUUAAGCAGGAAAAUGAAGGUUGGACAUUACUUUCUGAUAAUACAUUGAGAAUAGAUCAAACAUUAUAUGUUGAACGUGAAUCUCAGCAGAGAAUUUUAGUAGGAAAACAGGGGAAAAUCAUCAAAUCAAUAACCUUAAAAGCUAACAAAGCAAUGGUAGAAGCAUUCAAGAGACCUAUUAGAUUAUAUAUAAAUUUAUUUGUAUUAUUGGUUAAAGAUGAAAAACCUGAUUGGAUAUUUUGCAUAUCUUUAUGA
This is a messenger RNA of Diversispora eburnea, 1731 nucleotides long. The record is from the annotation of a GenBank genome assembly. Lineage: Eukaryota; Fungi; Glomeromycota; Glomeromycetes; Diversisporales; Diversisporaceae.